GGUGGUGCCUGCUCUCCGUGCUUCGGGACCACGAGGCCCGCGCCUUGGGCUCUGCAGCGGCCACCUCCCCUCAAGCGGCUGGAGUGCUUCCAGGGCAGAGGCGCAGGGACACUGGCUUCUGCGCUCGCUCAGCGGUGCUCCAGCUUCUCCUGCUUUUCAUACUCCUUUUUCUCCUCCCCUAGCCCUCAGCUACCGCUCCCGCAGCUGGCUCCUCCUCUGCCUCCUCCUCUGCCUCCCUCCCCCGCCUCUUGCUCUCUCCUCGCUAACUUUCCCCAGGCCCAGCCGGCGGCGCAGAGCUCCUCGGCAGCUUGGGGCCCACUGCAGACUGCGGGCUGCCAGCUUGGCUGUGCCCCUAUCCCAUCCCCGCACCCCUGGCGCGCCCUGGAGAAAACGGAAUGAUGCCCAGGGCUGGGGACCAAGGCGUAGCCCGGGAGAGAUGGCUGGGCACUGGGAUACUGGGUCUCUUCCUGCUCCCGGUGUCCCUGUCGCUGGAGGUAUCUGUGGGAAAGGCCACCGACCUCUACGCUGUCAAUGGCACGGAGAUCCUGCUGCCUUGCACCUUCUCCAGCUGUUUUGGCUUCCAUGACCUUGGCUUUUGGUGGUCCUACAACAGCAGUGAUACAUUCAAGAUUCUCAUAAGUGGGACUGUGAAGACUGAGAAGGCUGACCCCAAGGUGCAUUUGAAAAUUGAUGAUCGCAUCUCUCUGGAGGGUUCCACUAAGGAGAAGAUGAACAACCUUUCCAUUCUGCUGAAGGACUUGGAUUUCAGUGACACAGGCAAAUAUACUUGUCAUGUGAAGAAUCCCAAGGAGAAAGAUCUUCAGCACCAGGCCACUGUCUUCCUCCACGUGGUUGAUAAACUGGAAGAAGUGGACAACACGGUGACACUUAUCAUCUUGGCUGUUGUGGGUGGGGUCAUUGGGCUCCUUAUCUUCAUCCUGCUGGUCAAGAAGCUCAUCACCUUUAUCCUUAAGAAGACUCAGGAACAGAAGAAGGAGUGCCUUGUAAGUUCCUCAGGGAAUGACAAUACAGAGAAUGGGUUGCCGGGCUCCAAGGCGGAAGAGAAACCACCAACAAAGGUGUGAGCCCCAGCUUGGGGCCAAGCAGCCACAGAGAGCCUCACUUUCUGAUGAUGAAACAUGCUUGAGCCAUGUCUGUGAACCCACGUGCCUGAGACAUCUGCUGCUUGGCUCAAACUGUAGUUUUUCUCGGUGGGGAGAAAUUAAGGUCCUGUCCAGCCUGCCCUACCCUCUCCCCAGCCAGGGCUCCCCAGGGAUGAGGGUUGGUGGGGGGUAGAUGGGCAGUGGAAGGUUCAAGAAAGAAAAGGAAAGGCUCAGAGGGUGGAGGGUCUGUCCCCCAAUACCUGGGUAGGUGGUUCUCCUUAAGUCUCUCCACCUUAUAAGAAUAAUGCCUUGGUUUUCCUCCAGAACUCUCUUUUAGAGAGACUUGGGGGACUAGUGAGGGCUGCCCUAGUAGCUGGGUCUUGUGUGUGGAUUACUAACCUUUUUGAUGGUGGGAGUGGCCUAGAAGACUCUGUGCAGGAUCUGAGGGUGGGAGGCUACUGGAGGGGGGGCUACAGUGAGAGGUUUUGAUGGAUUCCUGACCCCCCAUAGUGAUGCUCUUCUCUUUACCUCCCCCACGGCAAGGUGCCUCCCUGCCUUGGGCCCAUAAUCCUUGCUCCCUGAAACCCUGCUGCUCUGACUCCUGAAACCUCAUAAAUGGGAGGCUGGCUGCUUUGGUGUUGGGGGGUGCUGGCCCACCUAGCCUGCUCCUCUGAUCUCUUGGUUACUGAGGGGCUCAUGAAGGGGACUGCUGGGCUUUUCUGAAGCACUGGGGUGCUGCCUACCCCUUCCCUAGCAUUUCAGAGUUGUGAAAGUAGGAGAGACAGUGUCCUGGGCCUUGCGGCCACUGGAAUGCCCACUCUAGCCCUGCCAGUGCUGGCCACCCCUUCUCCUUGGCAUGGCAGGACCAUUGCCACUACUGGGAAUUCUGAGUCUGGUUCUGCCCUACUCUUUCCUUGAUGCGACAAGUGGCAUUACCUUGCUUGAGGUGUUACACCCUACCCUCCUGUUGGCUUGCUCUUCCUGUGCCCUCCACCACAUCUUAUCCUUCACCUCAGGGAUUCUCUUCCUUUGGGUGGGAGGACCCUUGGGUUUUCUGGCUGCUUCCUGCUCAGCUGUGCCACCCCCUCUCCCAUCCCAGGAGCAAGGAGAGAGUGCUGCAGUUUUCCUUUGCUUUUCCAGGAACUGGUUUGCACACCCCUGUGUGUGGGGCUAGACUGUGCCUUAGUUCCAGGGUCCCAGCUCAUCCCCUCCCUUCCCUCUUCAGCCCAUACAUAGCAGCGGCCUUUGGAGUGGCACUGGUGAGGGAAUCCCAAUGGCGCUCACCCUGGGUCAUGCAGUGGACUGGGGAGCUGGAGUUGUGUCACUAACAGCCCCUGGGGCAGUGACUGAGACACUGUCCAGGGCUCCCAUGGGGGUCCCUGACAAAGGAUGUAGUGGAAUUGAGAGUGGGCCCUCCUGAUGGAAGUCCUCUUGUGUUGUCUCUGUGGAGUAGAAAUGGGGAAGUGAGAGAUGGCAUGGAGCUGUGACAAUGGAAGUCUCCACCAUCUGUUCCCACUCCCUCGCUCUCUUAUAGGACUUCUGAGACUUGUUCUCUGGGUCCCUGGGAGGGGUGGGGGUGAGGAGUAGCCCCUUUAUCAGAGAGUAUGGGUACUGCCUCAGGGCUCUCCCUCCCAGAAAGCAGCAGCAAGCUUCCACAAGGGUGGAGGUGGGGAGAUAAUGAGAAACGGCAGCAGCUGCAGGGCACCAGGGCUGUGGCCUGUGGCUGGUGCCUAACCAGAUGUGCCCAUAGGGUCCUACUCUGAUCUGCCUUUGUCCUUUCUGUGUACUUUGACACCCAGAACUCAUCCUGGGCUCUCGUUCAAAUUUCCCUGGUUUUGGGAACAGACAGACCAGAGCCACUAGCCAUUUAGAAAAUUUUUGUAGCUGCCAUCAUGCAAAACUGCUUUCUCCUUUCCCAGCUUCAACAUUUGGUUGGGUAAGGUCUUGGGCUCCCCUUACUGAGGAGAGGCAUACUUGAGAGGCAGCCCAGGCACACAGAGUGGGGAGAGAGGGUGCAUCAUCCUCCCCACUCCUGCCUCUACUGCUGACUAGUAGGCAGGUCAUGCGUCUUCUCUAGGCUCAGCCUCCCCAUCUAUAAAAUGGGUAUAAUAAUACUUACCCUACCUCCAGGAUUGUUGUGAGGCUUGACAGGUUAUUAUUUAAAAAGUUUUUUGGACUUGGAAAGGGAUCUAGGAGGCCAGGUAUUAUAAUUGGUGGGAUUGUUCCAAGUUUGUUCUGUGCUCUUUUCUGUGUCCCAUCCCUGUAACUAACUCUCUUUCCCUCCUUUCUCUCUCUCUCUCUUCCUCUCUCCCUCUCUUCCCACUUUCCCUCCUUGGAAUUAUUUUAGUCUUUGUGAUGUUAGAGACUUUGGCUCUGAUGCUUAAAGCUUCUUGUCCAUGGCUUUUGGUUGGUGGUUUUUAAGAGGUGAUUGGGAUAAUAGGGGACACUUUUAGUUGUCCUAAAUACUAGGACUAUCUACUGGCACUUUGUAAAUGGGGACUAAGAAAGCUAAAUUAAGUCCCCACAACAAAGGAUUGUCCUGCCCCAGUGCUGGGAUUAUACCCGUGGAGAAACAUUGACAUGGAUUUGCAGUAGAAUGCAAAGCCACCUUCCCAUGUAGACCCUCAAUGUAUGCCAGACUUCAAGGUGACGUCCAGGGCUGGCAAGGGUGUUUUCAGGACUUGUGGGCUACACAGAACCAUUUAAAAAGUGGAUCUUGGGACCCCUGGACACAUGCAGCUGUGCCAAUUGUAAAGUGAGUGAGACCAAAGACAAAGUCUUUCUCAGCUUCCCAUCUUUGACCUCAAAACAGGGCCUCAGCAUUCCAGGCCUUGAGUUUCUUGGUAUGUAAGAAUUGAGCAGAAGGCAGCCAGAAUGAAUCUGUGAUGCUAGAGAGGUCUGGGAGAGGAACUGAUGGAGCUCAGACUUUUCAUAUCUGGCUGGCUGACCAGAGCUGGAGGUGAAGUAAAGGUGUAAGAGUAUGUUCCUGAGAUGGUGACAGGUGAGGGUGUGCCUAGUAGGUGGGUCAUGCAUCUUCUCUGGGCUCAGCUUUCCUCAUCUAUAAAAUGGAGGGGCAUGGAAUAUGCAUGUGGAAAUGCAUGACUGCAGAGUGGAUGGGCUCUGUAGAGAGAGGGAAUAUGUGAAGGCUGAGCAUGACUGAGAUGGGGAGACUACAUUUCAGGAGCUACUUCUCUGGCCUCAGCUAUACCUGCUGGGGCAUCUGGGACUGAGAAAGGCCAAGAAACAGGGGUAUACCAGCCAUAUUCCUGGGCUCCAUAACUCCGUGACUCAAUCUCAUUGUCCUAGACCGCUACCAUCAGUGCUGAGGCAGAGGAUGGGGGUGUGGUAGAAGAGGAGGCACUUCUCCGGAAAAAUCUGCAGCUUGCUUCACUUUACUUUAUCCUAGGUUGGAGUCCCUAACCUCUCACAUCCCACCUAAUAUGCAGUGCUUUUGACUAUCUUAUGCAUGGUUUAUUCCUCUGGCUUGGAUGUAAACAAUACCCACAGUCAAUUUCCUGUAUAACUAUAGAUCAAAAUGAUGCAGCAGAGGGCCUUGGGAGGCCUCAAGUCCAAGGUGCCUCUGGGAAGCACAGCUAUGCACAUUUUCAGCACUGACUUGUGUUCAAGCACAGAAUGGAUGUGAUCAGACUCUCUUGCCUUUACAACAAUUUUGCAUUGUAGAAUUUUUAUUUAGCUUUGCCUUGGAUAAAAUAAAAAUUAUGUUGAGUAGA
Phyllostomus discolor (pale spear-nosed bat) is the source of this 4834-nucleotide messenger RNA. It is a transcript of the gene SCN4B, whose product is annotated as sodium voltage-gated channel beta subunit 4. Gene Ontology annotation, biological process: cardiac muscle cell action potential involved in contraction; regulation of ventricular cardiac muscle cell membrane repolarization; regulation of sodium ion transmembrane transporter activity. Bases 396 to 1085 code for a protein of 229 amino acids. The record is from RefSeq and is a predicted model, not a curated record. The transcript is spliced from 5 exons. Gene Ontology annotation, cellular component: voltage-gated sodium channel complex; membrane. Lineage: Eukaryota; Metazoa; Chordata; Mammalia; Chiroptera; Phyllostomidae. Gene Ontology annotation, molecular function: transmembrane transporter binding; sodium channel regulator activity.